AUGACAAUAGUAACAGUUGCAUAUUGCAAGGUCUGUGGACUGCCAACAGAGUAUUGCGAGUUUGGUCCUACACCUGCUGAAUGUUUGGCAGUUAAUGGUCCACAAGUAUCAGAUGUAGCAGCAGGAUCAUCAUCAUCAUCUUCAGAUAAUACACAGACGUCAUCAACAGAUAAUACAUCAACGACUUCGACGACUACUACAUCAACAGAUUCAACAAGCGAUAAACUACAACAAUUAAAGAUAGUGGAUGACUCAAAGGACGAAUCACAUACAACUGCAGCUUCGACGACGGACGCCACUGCGCCAGCAGCUGCCGCUGCUGCGCCAGCAAAGAAGAAGAAGGAGGUAAGGCCAACGAUCACAAUCGAGCUCUCACAGAGAACAAAGAGAAAGCACGUCACUACGAUCUGCGGCCUCGACGCCUUUGGCAUCAAGCUGUCCGACGCCACUAAACUGAUGGCCAAGAAGUUCAGCUGCGGCUGCUCCGUCAUUAAGACCGCCUCGGGCACCGAGGAGAUUGACAUCCAGGGCGACUUCCAAGAGGACGCCGUCGACUUUAUCCUGGACAAGUGGAAGGUGGUGUCCGAGGGCGACAUCUACUUCCUCGAGGACAAGAAGAAAGUAAAGGCAAGAUAA
Acytostelium subglobosum LB1 is the source of this 636-nucleotide messenger RNA. RefSeq lists its product as hypothetical. Gene Ontology annotation, biological process: translation reinitiation; formation of translation preinitiation complex. Gene Ontology annotation, molecular function: mRNA binding; translation initiation factor activity. The record is from RefSeq and is a predicted model, not a curated record. Bases 1 to 636 code for a protein of 211 amino acids. The transcript has 2 exons. NCBI's taxonomy places the organism in Eukaryota, Evosea, Eumycetozoa, Acytosteliales, Acytosteliaceae.